UGGCAAUGCUGUACAAACACUUCCAUUCGCGUGCGCCAUUUUGAUAUAUCCGUGUAUUUCGGCGUAAUGCAUUUGACUGAAAAUUUAAAUAAAAUACACUAAUUUAAAGCAAAAGAAGGUGUUAAAAACGUUAAUUAAAGGUGCAGCAAUAAGAAAAGUGUAUAAAUUUGAAUAAAACGAUGUGAAUUUGAGUGAAAAGUGCGUUUGAAAAAACGGACUAGCAGAAAGUGAAAAAUUUUCAGACGACUACAUAAAAAUUUGUUCGUGCCCCGAAAGCGAAGCGGAGCGUUUCUUCGGUCUCGUGUAUUUAACGCACAUAAAGGAAAAAAGAAAAUCGAAAAUUGCCAACUUUCCCCGUGAAAAACUUUGAAAAUGUAUAAUAAUCGAGUGGCGGUAUAAAUGCAGAUAAUUGAUAAACUUUUAGAAUCGACUGGGAUAGGUGUAAGUUGGCGUAAUAAAGGUGUGUAUAUGAGUUGAUUGAAAAACUGUGAAACUGUUUAUGUGAAAGUGAUAACCACAAAUGGGAAUGAAUUGUUUUGCAAUAGUAUUGAUCAAUUCAUACUUCCAUAGUCUAAAGGUGCAAAUAAAAACAGGUACGGCAAGAAACAAGGUUCGCUUGGCAUAGAAAAUUGCAUACAUUUGCUGGAUGAUCUGAAUGAAUCGUCUGCGCAGGCAGAAAUAGCCGAACAGCCUCCGGGUGGAGUCCUCGCCACAAUUUUGAUAUCGCCUGAGGCAUAAAACUGGGAAGCGGGGUCGUCACUACCCUCUUUCCCAAAUUAAUUGCAAAAUUAAGGAGAGAAUAUAAAGAAUUUGGUGUCGACAUUGCACACUAAUAAAAGUCAUCGACGAAUGAAGUUAAAGGAAUUGAAAAAAGUGGAAAAGGAGCAGACGUAAAAAUACAACCAAGAAAUAAGAAAUCAAAUGCAAAGAAUAAGCAAAAGCAGAAACUCGUUUUGUUUUCUUUUUUAGUACAACGUUCGUAGUACCAUCGUUCAGCAGAAGUGAAGAUUGUCGUCGGCGGUGGCCAUCGUUGCUGCAUAGUAAUUGUUGUUGCCAUCGUCACUGUGUACAUAUUUAUGUCUCUCUCACACCUAUUGGAGUGUAAUGGUAAAAAAAGCCGCAUGCGAGUGGGAUACAUAGAAAGCGGGUAGGGAACAACGAAAAACAAAACAAAGCACAAUAUAGCAGAACAGUAGCAGCAUAUUAAAGUCAUAAACGACGACAAAUAAUAGGAAAAGGCAGAUCGUGAAAAGUAAUGCAAAGCAAAGCCGUUGUCUUAUUCGAAAUGUUUAUGUAGUGAAUUGGUGAGAAUUGCUGGUGAAAAGUCGUGAGUGUAUCGAGCACACAAACGAGCGGAUAGGUGGCAAAGAAGAAAGGAAAAGCCGUAUACAGAUUGUUGGUGAUUAUUCGGACAGUUUUUGUUACAAGUCUUUUUCAGCACAAACAACGUAGAGCGACAUUGCAUAGCGAACUCUGUACACGUUCGAAUAUUUUACUUGGUUAAAGCAGCUUUGACAGUGCUGUCUACCUCAUUACCUCGGCAUGUGUAUUUGUAUGUGCGCGCCGUUGCAGUGAUGAUUUAAAUGCAUAAUUCUGCAGCGCAGUUGCAGCGGCCGUUGAAGGAAACUACAAGCCUCUUACAACAGCAACUGCAAACAAAAUAUUCCUCUUGGAUUGAGUCAAAGAAGUAAUGAAUGAGAAAAUAAAAUCACCCUCUGGGCAGGGUGGUGCAGCUGGAGGUGGAGGUGCUGGGCCGCCGAGUGGAUCUGGUGGGCCUGUUGGAUCUGGCGGACAAAGCAGCGGCGGUAAUGGUGGUCCUGGUGUCAGUGUUCCGGGUGGUCCAGCUCCACCCAACUCAGCGAUAGGCGGUGGACCGCCCACUGGUGGUCCCCCCGCACCAAAUAAUGGCAGUGAUCAACAGCAACAAACAGUUCCACAUGCAUAUGGACCGCCAGGUAGUGAUCCAGCAGCGGCAAUAUCGCACUAUCAUCUACAUCAACAACCGCAUCCACAACAACAUCUACCGCAUCAGCAGGGUGGCCCUGGUGGCCCUGGCGUCCCCCAAAAUCCCGGUGAACAUUCUCAGAAAGAUGAAUAUGGACAAAGCCCAUUGGGAGGACCUCCACCUCCACCUCCUGGUGGACAUCAUCCUGUUUAUGGACGUUAUCAUCAUCCAGAUCCAAAUAUAGAUCCUUAUCGCUAUGGACAUUCUCCAAUGCAACAACCACCUCCUGGUGGUAAACCACAACAGCAGCCAGGUCCGCCGACAGGACCUGGUGGCGGCAUUGCUUCGCCCAGUCGGCCACCGCAACAGCGAUAUAUUCCAGGCCAGCCACCACAAGGUCCUACACCCACACUGAAUUCGUUGCUACAGUCGUCGCAUCCACCGCCUCCACCACAACAUCGUUACGCGAAUAGUUAUGAUCCGCAACAGCAACAGCAGCAACAAGUUGCACAACAGCAACAACAGGGCGGACCUCAGGGUCCACACGGACCACCACCGCCUCCACAUCAGCCAUAUGGAGCGCAACAAGGAUGGGCACCACCACCACGUCCAUACAGUCCACAAUUGGGACCGUCGCAGGCCUACCGAACGCCACCACCGACAAAUACUUCCAGAGGCCAAUCACCUUAUCCGCCAGCACAUGGUCAAAAUUCAGGUUCCUAUCCAAGUUCACCCCAACAACAGCCGGGCGGUCCACCACCGCCCCCACCGCAAUCAUCAAAUCAGGGUACGGCUGCUGCACAAUACUCACCGUAUCCACAGCGGUAUCCCACGCCUCCUGGGCCAGCGACAGGCCCGAAUCAUCGAACUGCCUACUCACAACAUCAGUAUCCUGAACCGAAUCGACCUUGGCCCGGUGGUACAUCGCCGGCACCUAGUCCCGGGCCUGGUGGCCAUCCGCAUCCCCCAGCAUCACCGCAUCAAUCACAGCAUGGCGGUCCACCGCCCAGCAGUAGUCCUGGACAUGCACCGAGUCCUUCGCCACAGCCAUCGCAGGCGUCACCAUCACCACAUCAGGAAUUGAUCGGUCAGAAUAGCAACGAUAGUUCGAGUGGUGGCGCACACAGUGGCAUGGGCUCGGGACCUCCGGGCACGCCCAAUUCUCAACAGGUAAUGCGUCCCACACCUUCACCUACAGGCUCAUCUGGUUCGCGUUCCAUGUCACCGGCAGUGGCACAAAAUCAUCCCAUUUCACGUCCCUCAAGUAAUCAGUCGAGUAGUGGUGGUCCUAUGCAGCAACCUGGUUCGUCUGGACCACCACCACUGCCCCAUAUGCAAGCGACGCAAGGUGGCGGCGGUCCACAGCAACAACAACUGCAGCAGCAACAACAAAUGCCGACACAACCGCAAUCUCAACAGCAGUCGAUCGGAGGUCCAGUUGGUGUGCACAGUUCCCCAGCCGGUAUAGGUGGCUCGCAGCAGCAGGUUGGAGGUCUGCCACCAGGUGGGCCAGGUGUACCCACCGGCCCACAACAGCAGCAGCAACAACCACCGCCACCGAAUCAAGGCUUGAACAGUAUGCAAACACAACCUCCUCAAGGAUCGGGUGGUGGCACGGGCGGCUAUCCACCACCGCCUCAUAUGCACGGUGUCUACAAGAUGGGCGGGCCGGGACAAAGUCCUGGUCCAGGACCACAAGGAUUGCCGACCGGCUACCCGCCACCACAGCAGUCGCAGCAAUAUUCCCAAGGAACCUACCCGCCACGUCCGCAGUAUACGCCCAGCGGUUAUGCGCCCACACCGCCUCCUUCGAAUCAGCCAACAUCCGCGAACAGUAUGCCACCGGGUGGAGGUCCUCAAUAUCCUGGGAGACCAAUGCCAAAUCACACUGGUGCUGGUGGUCCACACGCACAGUAUCCACCCUAUCAGAAUUGGGUGCCACCAUCACCACAAGGCGGGCCGGGUGGAGGUGGGGCACCAGUUGGUGCCGGUGCAGCGGGCAUGGGCAAUCAUGUACAGGGCAAAGGUACACCACCACCGGGUGGGCCACCACAACCACCCGGCGGUGGCUCGCCGCGUCCACUCAACUAUCUGAAGCAGCAUUUACAACAUAAAGGCGGCUAUGGUAGCGGUCCUGCGCCGCAACAGGGCUACGGCAAUGGACCUGGUAUGCAUCCGGGAAUGCCAAUGGGGCCGCCACAUCACAUGGGUCCACCGCACGGGCCCACCAGCAUGGGACCACCGACCAGCACACCGCCUCAAACAAUGGGCGGUGUUGUGGGACCAGGUGGGGUUGGCCCCGGCGGUAGUAUGGUUGGGGUGAGCGGCAGUGUAGGUAGCGGUGUGAUAUUGUCUGGCGAUGGCGAACACAUCUCACAGGACAAUGGCAUUAGUUCGUCGGGUUCAUCGACAGCAUCGGGACCACAUCCGGUCACUUCGUUGGUGACGACCGGACCAGAUGGCACGCCCAUUGACGAAGUUAGCCAACAAAGUACGCUAUCCAAUGCAUCAGCAGCUUCUGGUGAAGACCCACAAUGCACAACACCAAAAUCACGUAAAAAUGAUCCAUACAGCCAAAGCCAUUUAGCGCCACCCAGCACAUCGCCGGUCGGUCAUCCCGGACAUCCGAGUGGACCUGGUGAGGAGUACGAAAUGAAUUCACCACCAAAUUGGACGCGAACACCAGCUAGUCCGCAAGUUUUCAAUAGCCAUGUGCCGCCACAAGAGACUUUUCGUACAUCGUCUACGAAAAAAUCGGAUAGCCUCUGUAAACUGUACGAAAUGGAUGAUAAUCCGGAAAGACGCAGUUGGCUGGAUAAGCUGCGCGCCUUCAUGGAGGAGCGCCGAACACCGAUAACCGCCUGUCCAACAAUAUCGAAGCAACCGCUCGAUUUGUAUAGGUUAUAUAUUUAUGUAAAAGAACGUGGAGGAUUCGUCGAGGUAUGCAAGGUUACAAAAAGUAAAACCUGGAAGGACAUCGCCGGCUUGUUGGGCAUAGGCGCCAGCAGCAGCGCCGCUUAUACUUUACGCAAACACUACACAAAGAAUUUAUUGACAUUUGAAUGUCAUUUCGACCGCGGUGAUAUCGAUCCCUUGCCCAUCAUUCAACAAGUGGAAGCCGGCACAAAGAAAAAAUCGGCCAAAGCCGCUUCGGUACCAUCGCCAGGUGGUGCAAUUGCGUUGGACAACACAAACACAUCAACAAUGUCAGCAGGUUCCUCGAAUUCUCAAGAUUCAUUCCCCGCUCCGGGAGCAGCCGCGAAUGCAUCGAUUGACGGCUAUCCAGGCUAUCCGGGCGGCUAUCCCGGCACGACUGGCCCACAACCCGACUACGGUGCUGGCGGUGGCCAAAUGCAACGGCCACCCUCACAAAGCAACGCACAAACUCCACAUGCAGGCAAUACUCAAACAGCAGCAGCUGGUGAUAAUAUUAGUGUGAGCAAUCCUUUUGACGAUCCGGUUGUGGGUGGCGGUGGUAGUGGCAAUAGUAGCGUCAGCAACGCACCACCGCCACCACGUGCCUCCCCUUAUCAGCAGGGCGCUGGCAAUUCAUACACGCCGGUGUCUAGAACGCCAGGUUCUCCAUAUCCAGGACAACCGGGUGCCUACGGUCAAUAUGGUUCUAGCGAUCAAUACAAUGCAACUGGGCCGCCCGGCCAAUUCGGCCAAAGUCAGGGACCUCAAUUUCCGCCACAGAAUCGAAAUAUGUACCCUCCUUAUGGGCCAGAGGGGGAAGCUCCUCCACCUGGUGCAAAUCAAUAUGGCCCUUAUGGUAAUCGUUCGUACAGUCAACCGCCACCAGGUAGCUCUCAAACACCCACACCGCCUGGUUCGGCUGUAGCUGGCACAGCUGGCCCACCUACUGGUGGUCCGGCAGCUCCAGGCGGUGGCUAUCCGCCCGGUGCUCCAACACAACAGGAUUAUUACAGACCGCCUGAUCAGACUCCUCAACCAAGACGGCAUCCAGAUUUUGUGAAAGACUCUCAACCCUAUCCAGCGUAUAAUACUAGGCCACAAAUGUAUGGUGGUUGGAGUAGUUCUAAUCAGUUCCGUGGACAGUAUCCUUCUGCACCAACCCCGCAAGCUUGGGGCAGCGCACCGCCGCGAACAGCCGCACCACCAGGCAGUGGUCCACUUGGACCACCCAAUCAGCAAGCAUCGGCCGCCGUGCAGUGGGAACAGCAUCGCUAUGCGCCCCAACAGCCUCCACCGCCACCACAACAGCAGCCACCAUACCAACAGCAAAGUCAACAACAGCAGCCACCACCGCCGCCGCAGUGGGCGCAAAUGGCUGGCGCUGUGCAGCCUCCACCACAGCCGGGUACACCUGGCUCAGCGUUACGGCCGGCAGGCGGCAGUCAACAGCAAACGCCACAGCAACGCCCCGGUAUGCCUCCGCCACCCGCCCAGCAACAACCCGUUGGCCCGACGUCCAAUCAAACCAUGACAAAACCACCAUUUGUGAUGCCACCGCCACCACAAGUCAGUAGUGCAGGUACGCCUGCAUGCGGCCCGCCGCCAUCUGUAGCGCCACCUAGCACGGUCAGUGCAUUGCCGCCUGUCAUGGGCACACCAGUGACCGGUGCACCUAAGCCACCCGUUUCUGUAGUGAGCGCUGUACCACAAUUGGGCACACCUGGCAUGCCGCAGGUUCCAACGCAACAGCAGCCACCACAACCACAACCGCAACAAUCAUUUCCAACUCCUCCAGGCGCGCAGCUGGUUAAAAAGGAAAUAGUUUUCCCGUCAGACAGCGUUGAAGCCACUACACCAGUGCUAUAUAGGCGCAAGCGGCUGACAAAGGCCGACGUUUGCCCUGUGGAUCCAUGGCGCAUAUUUAUGGCAAUGCGCUCGGGGCUAUUGACUGAGUGCACCUGGGCGUUAGACGUGCUAAACGUGUUGCUUUUCGACGACACAACGGUGCAGUACUUUGGACUGGCACAUUUGCCGGGCCUUUUGACAUUACUUUUGGAGCAUUUCCAAAAGAAUCUCGCCGAAAUGUUCCACGAUUGCGACGUGGAUGUUGACCAGCGUAGUGGUGGUCGGAGUAUGCGCUCCGUACAAAACUACAACCGCAAACGACACUAUCUGGGAGUUAGUGACACCGCCGAGUACAACAACGAUUACGACAAAUUCAAGACCUCGAAAAUGCCACUAGCCGAGGAUGAUGACGAAGAUGAAGGAAUCGACUUGGGUCAGAUCCGCGUGCCACCCAACCCUGAGGAGCGGAUCACACUGCUCAGCCACACGCCCAACUAUACGAUGAUGUCACGCAAGGGCUUGCCGGUUCGUUUGCAGUCAGCAGAAGAUGAUAUUUUUAUAACGAACAGACAGAAGGAGUGGGAUUCGGAAGUGGAGCCCAUAUAUGAGCAGGCAACGGGGACUGAAACUACAGCAUGGAGUUGGACGUAUGGUUUUGCGGACCGAAACGCGCAGGACGGCAUAAUCGACGUUUUCAAAUCGGAGAUCAUAAACAUUCCAUUUGCGCGUUACAUACGCGGCAGCAGCGAAAAAAGUCGUAAUAGGGCGGAAGCAACAAAGCCGUCGGCGAAAAGUAGCGCUGUUAGUGCGGAAGAUGGGAAGGGCGUUGUAGACUGCGAAACAAGCAACAAGAUUCUGACAAAUGAGCCGACGGAAGACGGCUGUACUGAGGACAGUAAACUUCAGCAUACGUUUAACAAAAAGCGGCGAUUAUUUAAUAAUAGUAACAGUAAUAGUUCUAGCAGCAAGUAUAGCGUAGGCGGCUGUGAAGCGAGUGGUGCCAAAAAGUCAAAACUGCAGGACGACGAGGCAGCAUUUGCGCAACCGGGUCUUAAAAAGGAACUUGCGGACGCUUUGUCUGCAGAGAAUGCUUCAGUCGCCACCGAUAGCGACUGCCGUGAGGUGGAUAUGGAAAUAGAGCUGCUACCCCAACAACGUCUAGCCAAUGGCGGUAGUGGUAGUAUACUGAAAAACUUCGACCCAAUGUCGACGGUGCGCGAUGCAGCUCACGUGUUGCAGCGACGCCGCGGCUCCACCGUCGAGGAAGAGUGUUAUACACGCGACGAAGCCAGUCUGUACCUAGUUAGUGAGUGUCAAGAUGCGCUGGCGCGUCGAUGUAUCUGCCUAUCGAACAUAUUCCGCAACUUGACGUUCGUGCCGGGCAACGAAACGCUGCUAGCCAAGUCGCGCCGGUUUCUCGCCAUACUUGGUCGCCUGCUAUUGCUCAACCACGAACACUUGCAGCGCACACCCAAAACGCGUAAUUACGAUCGCGAGGAGGACACUGAUUUCUCGGACUCAUGCAGCUCACUGCAGGGAGAGCGUGAAUGGUGGUGGGACUACCUGGUCCAUAUACGAGAAAAUAUGCUCGUCGCUUUGGCGAACAUUGCAGGUCAUCUGGAAUUGUCACGCUACGAUGAGCUUAUCGCACGGCCACUCAUCGACGGUCUCCUACAUUGGGCUGUUUGUCCAAGCGCACAUGGCCAAGAUCCCUUUCCGUCUUGUGGUCCCAACUCUUCUCUUUCGCCACAGCGGCUAGCGUUGGAGGCUCUCUGCAAACUGUGCGUGACAGAUGCUAAUGUCGAUCUCGUUAUAGCGACACCACCGCAUUCGCGGCUCGAAAAGCUGUGCGCGGUUUUAACGCGCCAUCUGUGUCGCAACGAAGAUCAGGUGUUACGCGAGUUCUCCGUCAACCUGUUGCAUUACUUAGCCGCAGCGGAUAGCGCCAUGGCACGCACCGUGGCACUCCAAUCGCCCUGCAUCUCCUACUUGGUGGCUUUCAUUGAACAGGCCGAACAAACGGCUUUGGGUGUAGCCAACCAGCACGGAAUCAAUUAUCUGCGCGAAAAUCCGGAUUCAAUGGGCACAAGUUUGGACAUGUUGCGGCGCGCUGCCGGCACGCUAUUACACCUGGCCAAGCAUCCAGACAACCGCUCGCUUUUCAUGCAUCAAGAGCAACGCCUGCUCGGCUUGGUAAUGUCCAACAUACUCGACCAGCAGGUAGCUUUGAUUAUAUCGCGUGUUUUGUUCCAAGUUUCGCGUGGCACCGGAGUCGGUGGGGCGUCUUCGAUGGCAUCGUUGGAAUAUCGUUUUCAGCAACGACAGGCAGAGGACAAAAAUGUAGCUGCCGAGAGGCAUUUUAGUACUGGUGCUAUCAGUGGUGUGGACGUGAAAGCCGAAGUUAAAGUAGAAACUGUGUGUUCAGUAUCAGCAACCGCCGCCACAGCUACAGCCAUACCAUCAAUGGCUACGUCAGUAGCGGCAGGACACAUAGCCCGCACACUCGCGAGUGAUAUUAAAAGAGAAGAGCUGCCAGAGCAUGCAACCGAUGACACCAGCGGCAUUAACGCGAACUGCAACAGCAGCGCCAACAACCACAACAUCAGUGAAAAUAGUAGCGAUCCUGCGCCAAUACACAAGCUGCCCUUGUCUGCAACCGCAGCGGCAGUGAUUAACAAAUCCCAAAACGCCUGCGCCACCGUCGAUGACAACAGCAACAGCAGCAAUGCACUGGCGCCUGCCGCUGCUUUACUCAAUGACGUCAGCAAUAGCAGCACGAACAGCAACAGUUGCGGCACAGUUAGCAGCAACAGUAAUAGUAAUAGUAUCAGCAGCGGCAACAACAACACCAGCAGCAAUAUGCACAUUAAGAAUGCGAUAGAAAACGCCAAUGUGAAUGCGCUGAACGCGGUGGCACCUACGUUGACCAAUAGCGAGGCAAGUCACAUGCAAGCAACGCUGCUGAGUAGCAACGGCAGUGGUAAAAAUGUGAUAAGCGCAACAAUGCCUACUAUUAACGCCGUGCCACUUACCAAUGCCAGCAACAACAACGGUAAUGGCGCCGACAACAGAAAUAGCGCGCCGCCAUCGACUGUGAUGCCAAGCGCGACGACACAAUCGUCGCCACCACCACCACCUACCGCAGCAGUAGCUGCGCAAACCACGGCCGCAGCACCCCCAGCCACCACAACAGCAGCAGUUGCGUAGUACACAACCAUGUUGCCGACGUUAGCAGCAGUGCCGGCAGUGACAAUGCAACAGCAACACGCAGACUUAUCGCUAGAGCCACAGCAGCAGCAACAGGAACAUGUUCACAUGCACGAACAACAGCAGCU
Molecule: messenger RNA, 10041 nt
Organism: Anastrepha ludens (Mexican fruit fly)
Lineage: Eukaryota; Metazoa; Arthropoda; Insecta; Diptera; Tephritidae
Gene: osa
Product: trithorax group protein osa
Exons: 16
Coding region: 1691-9913 (2740 amino acids)
Biological process (GO): regulation of transcription by RNA polymerase II; chromatin remodeling; positive regulation of DNA-templated transcription
Cellular component (GO): nucleoplasm; nBAF complex; SWI/SNF complex
Molecular function (GO): DNA binding; nucleosome binding
Source: RefSeq, a predicted model, not a curated record